Molecule: messenger RNA, 610 nt
Organism: Pistacia vera
Lineage: Eukaryota; Viridiplantae; Streptophyta; Magnoliopsida; Sapindales; Anacardiaceae
Exons: 3
Coding region: 1-471 (156 amino acids)
Cellular component (GO): chloroplast
Source: RefSeq, a predicted model, not a curated record
AUGUCUGUGAGGGUUCUUUGCAAUGGCUGGGUGUACAUGAAUAAUGUGUACUAUUUAUUGUUUACUGAUAAUAUUGCUAAAAUACUGAACCUAAAUGAGUUAUAUAAUUGCAGGUAUAUUCAGGGAGCUCGCUUCUUUGGAAAUUCAAAUGUUGAUAUUGAUUCUGUUGUUGCUAUUGACACUGAACAACCAAUUUCUGAGGUUGCUGUCAUGAACAACGAGACCAAUUCAACAUCAGUUUCAACUGCGUUUCGUGCUAGAUUUAUCGGACAGGGGUACAAGCAGGUGUGCGGGCAGGCUGAUGUAUGGGGUGAUGGAAUCGUGCCGGAAGUAUCAGCCUAUCUCGAGGGUGCACUAAACGUUAGCUUGGACGGAGUUUAUCACUCACCAGUUGGUUCAGACGACAUAUUGAGACCCUGGUAUGGUUCUCCUGCUGUAGUAGAAAAAUGGAUACACCACCUCCUCAACUAGUUAUACCCGAGAUGCUUCACCGAAAAGAAUAAUUAUUCAUGUACUGGUGUACGUAUGAAAUCAUUAUCUCAUUGCAUUGCAUUCUUUUCUUAUGCUUAUUUUGCUAUCAGUAUUAUUUACAUUCUUUCGUUUUGCUGCA